Coffea eugenioides is the source of this 2295-nucleotide messenger RNA. RefSeq lists its product as uncharacterized. Gene Ontology annotation, molecular function: nucleic acid binding; zinc ion binding. NCBI's taxonomy places the organism in Eukaryota, Viridiplantae, Streptophyta, Magnoliopsida, Gentianales, Rubiaceae. The transcript has a single exon. The record is from RefSeq and is a predicted model, not a curated record. Bases 1 to 2295 code for a protein of 764 amino acids.
AUGGGUGUCCAGGAAUAUUUUCAUGGCCUGGAUUCGAUUCCAAGUUUUGGAGAUCCAGGGCCAUCAUGCCAUAUGUCUCCACAUGGGAUCGACACUAACCCUGGUCAAGGUUGUCGCAGUUCAGCUGAAGAUGAUGUAUAUGCUAGUGGGCAUGAUAGGCUCCUUGCCUCUGGAGAAGAUGAUCCGGAAGAAGAUGACCCGAAAGUUGAUGCGGAAGAGGUUGAAGAGUCGGAGUCACAAGAUGUGUCUGGUAGUGACUCGAAUGAUAAGCAUGAAGGUGGGGGUUUAAGAGUAAAUCUCGAUACCCAACAACCCUUUGUUGGGUAUGGGGUUGCCAACACAGAUUGCGGAAAUAUCAGACGCAAUAGCACAGCUGGCAGCUCUGCAUAUGUUCCUAGAGGAAUGACAUUUUUCUCCGAUCUUGGGAGUAUAGAUGAUGAUGAUAUAGAAGAGGAGGAUGGAUUGGAGCGUAUUGUAACAUUCAGUGAGGAGAAUAAUAAUAUACGUCUCCCUAUGAGAUUUGAGAGUAAGCAGCAGCUCAGCGGGGCAGUUAGGAUGUGGUCCAUCAAUCACAAUAGGGAGUUUAGAGUUAUUGAGAGUAAGAGUAACACGUGGUUUGCUAAAUGUAAAUCAUCAAUUGAAAGAACUCCUUCCACUUCAAACGCGCCAUCGUAUCCACCAUGCGACUGGUGUGUUAGAGCCGUAAAGAAAAAGACUCAUGAAAUGUGGCAAAUUACAAAAUGGGUCAAUGACCAUAACUGCUUGGGCGACAUGAUUAGAAAUAACAAUACAAGCCUGACGGCUUCCGUUAUUUCAAGGCACAUCCUCCGUAGCAUUGAAGAUGACCCUGGAUUAAAGGUCAAGAACAUACUAAGUUUCGUUAAAGAAAACUUGAAGGUUGAUGUGUCUUACAAAAAAGCCUGGUAUGCCAGACGUAAAGCAAUUGAGCUUGUGUUUGGAUCUUGGGAAGCGAAUUUUGCCGAACUACCACACUAUCUCGAUGCCCUGGUGCAAUCCAAUCCAGGCACCGUAGUGGAGUGGUCACAUCAUUCGGAUAGUUCAGAUCGAGUUAAGACUUUUAAGUAUGUAUUCUGGGCCUUUGGACCGGCUAUUGAAGCAUUCCACAUGUGCAGGCCGGUUAUAUGCGUUGAUGGCACUCAUUUGCAUGGCGAAUACAAGGGCAAACUCCUUGUUGCAGUCACUCAAGAUGCGAACAACAAGAUUCUGCCAAUUGCUUAUGCCAUUGUGGAUGAGGAGACGAUUUCCAGUUGGUCGUGGUUUAUGGAACAAUUAAGAUAUAAUGUGGCACUUGAUCGACAUCCUAUCUGUGUCAUUUUCGAUCGCCACAAUGGUAUCAUCUAUACCAUGACACACUUUGACUAUUGGGAGGAACCUUUAGCCUACCAUAGAUUUUACCUGCAACAUGUUAGGAGCAAUUUGAUGACACACUUCAAAGGUUUACACCUUAAAAGGUUGUGUUGCGCAAUGGGAAAGGCAAGACAAUUACGCAAGUGGCGGAUGUUUAGAAGAGAACUACGAAGCAUGUUUCCAGAUGCUUGGAAUUUUCUGUCAGCCAUUAGUCCUGAAAAGUGGUGCAUAACACACGACGAUGGCCAUCGUUGGGAUAUUCUAACUACCAACAUAUCCGAAAGCUAUAAUAAUGUCUUGCGCGGGGCACGCCAUUUGCCAAUUCAUGCAUGCAUUGACAUGACAUUUCAUCGGACAGUUGAGUUAUUUAAGACGAGAAGGGAAGAUGCUUCACAUUGUCGUAAUCCUUUUCCCCCAAAGAUAUGGCGGUGUUUUAAGAAUGCUGAGUUGAAGGCAGGCGCCCACGGAGUCAUUGAGUUCGAUGGCCCAUCGGGCGUAUACAAGGUUAUCACAGGCCGGCGUGUCGAUGGUAAAGGAGGCAAUACGCAAACCAUCAGGUUUUUUCAUAAGACAUGCUCUUGUGAAAAGUGGCAGAAUUACAGGCUUCCUUGUUCACAUGCUUUGGCGGUGUGCAGAAAUAGGGGUGACAAUCCAGGAUUGCUUGUGGAUCAGCAGUUUACCAAAACAAGUUGGGCCGUGCAGUAUUCAGGAAAGUUUAACCCACUGCCGCAUCAAGAUACUUGGCUCCAUCCUGGGUGGGAGCUGCAGGCAGACAGGAACAAAUUUGUUGCACGUCGGGCAGGGCGGGUUCGAGCCAGCAGAAUUCGGAAUGAGAUGGAUGAAAGGGAUCCAGACGAACCAAGAAGAUGUCGAAAUUGUCAUCAGACGGGUCACAAUAGGAGAAAUUGUCCGAAUUAUAUGUCUUGA